AUGAAGAGCUACCAUGGGGACCGCAACCAGUCACGGGAACACCCUUGCCACUGCAUCCCAGAGGCCUGUGACCAGCCAAUGGAAUACAUCCACCAUAGCCAGGAAUCUCGCCAGCCAUACCUCCUCAGUCCCAGUGAGCCUUAUUCCUUGGACCACUACUGCUCAUCCCGGAGCUCUGCUGACCCUCCCCUCAGCCUAACUGAACCACUUUCUGCUGCCAGCAGUAGCAGCACUUUUCCUAGAAUGCACCACACACCUCAACAGUACGACUCCUGUGACGAGUGCAUGGCGGCCGCCCAUCCUUCCGGCAAGAUCAACCGGCUGCCCCCCACUCUCCUGGACCAGUUUGAGAAGCAGCUGCCUCUUCACCACGACGGCUUCCACACCCUGCAGUACCAGCGGGCCAGCAGCACAGAACAGCCACGCAGUGAGAGUCCCAGCCGCAUCCGGCAUCUCGUCCAUUCUGUCCAGAAGCUCUUUGCCAAGUCACAUUCCCUGGAAGCCCCAUCCAAGCGGGAGUACAACGGCACCAAGAUGGAAGGGCGGGGCACCGAGGGAGGGUACCACCACCACCACCCUCACCACCACCGCCAGUCGCGGCACGGCAAGCGUAGCAAAAGCAAAGACCGCAAGAUGGAUUCCUCAUCGUCUUCUUCCCGCCAUCGGAACAAGAUGAUGGGCUGGUGGAGCUCCGAUGAUAACCUGGACAGUGAUAGCAGCUACAUGGUGUCCGGAAGACAACAUGCUGUUGAUCAGAGCACCCAGUACUGUGUGGACACCCCUGAAAGUGCCUUCCGAGACUUGACCUUGAAGGGUCUCAAAAGUGGAGGUGGAGAGGGCAAGUGUUUAGCCUGUGCAGGAAUGUCCAUGUCCUUGGAUGGCCAGACUCUCAAGAGGAGUUCUUGGCAUACGAUGACGGUUAGCCAAGCACGGGAGGCUUAUCCCAGCUCAGGAGGAGGCCCAGAAAAAGCCUUGAUGCUUCAAGAGGCCAAGGCCAAGGAUCGGUCCUAUCAUUAUCUUCAGGUGCCACAGGAUGAUUGGGGAGGAUACCCGACAUCGGGGAAGGAUGGCGAGAUCCCUUGUCGACGGAUGCGGAGUGGCAGCUACAUCAAGGCCAUGGGAGAUGAUGACAGUGGGGACUCAGAUACCAGCACCAAAGAGUCUCCCAAGGAGGUGGCCCGGCGCGAGGCAUACCGCCGUUCAUCCAGCGUAGAUCAGGCCAGAACCAAGUUUGCAAGUAGACACUAUUCUGACUCAUAUAUCUGUAACUGUCCCAGCUGCUGCACACCACCCCGAAUCCGGCCACGGGGACAAGGGUAUGGACGUUCCUUCACCACUGGGCAGAUCAAUGAUGAGUUGAACCAUCAGUUUGAGGCUGUGUGUGAGUCUGUUUUCGGAGAGGUGGAGUCCCAGGCUGUGGAAGCUUUGGAUCUGCCCGGUUGCUUCCGCAUGCGCAGCCAUAGUUAUCUGCGGGCCAUUCAAGCUGGCUGCUCCCAGGACGAUGACUGCCUCUCUCUCUUCACCAUGGCAACAACCACUCACCAGCCUGGCCAACCUCUCACCAGCAGCAUCCUCAAGCCAAGCACCUCUUUUAGUUACCGGAAAGCUCCACCAGCCCUCCCUUCAGGAAUCAAAGCCAAGCCCCUCAUUGCUGUUACAGCCCAAAGCAGCACCGAAUCUACCCAUGACAGUUUUCUGCCCAGAGAGGUCAACCGAAGUUCAUCCUGGGCCAAAGAGGCCACCAAGCACUGCAACUCUUCUGAGAGUUUAGAAAGCACCAAGAUCACUGCCAUGUCUCUGGAUUUGCCUUCGGUCCAACCCCGGACUUCCCCCAAACCUUCCACCCUUAUCAUCAGGACGAUUCCAGGGAGGGAAGAGCUAAGAAGUUUGGCUCGCCAGAGGAAAUGGCGUCCAUCUAUCGGUGUUCAGGUGGAAACGAUAUCCGAUUCUGACACCGAAAGCCGAAGCUGUCGAGAGUUCCACUCCAUCGGUGUUCAAGUGGAAGAAGAUAAACGGCGUGCUCGGUUCAAGCGGUCCAACAGUGUGACAGCAGGGGUGCAGGCUGACUUAGAGCUCGAAGGCUUGGCUGGGCUGGCCGUGGCCACCGAGGACAAGGCCCUUCAGUUUGGACGUUCCUUCCAGCGGCACUCCUCCGAGCCCGAAUCCACGCGGCAAUAUUCCGUCUACAAAACCGUUCACACGCAAGGGCAGUGGGCCUAUCGGGAGGACUACCAAAUGCAAUACGACACGGUGGAAGUGCCACGACAGGAGUCCUGGAUGGACCGAGGCUCCCGCAGCCUGCCGGAUUCUGGCCGAGCGUCGCCUUGCCACCGGGACGGCGAGUGGUUCAUCAAGUUAUUGCAGGCCGAGGUGGAAAAGAUGGAAGGCUGGUGCCAGCAGAUGGAACUGGAGGCAGAAGAUUACGAUCUUCCGGAAGAGAUUCUUGAGAAGAUCCGUAGUGCGGUUGGCAGUGCCCAGCUCCUGAUGAGCCAGAAAGUCCAGCAGUUUUACCGACUCUGUCAGCAAAAUAUGGAUCCCAAUGCUUUCCCCAUGCCCACUUUCCAGGAUCUGGCUGGAUUCUGGGAUCUCCUGCAGCUCUCAAUUGAGGACGUCAGCAUGAAGUUUGCCGAACUUCAGCAACUCAAAUCUAACGGGUGGAAGCCCAUUGAGGCCAAGGAGGAAAAGAAGGUGCCUCCGCCGAUACCAAAGAAGCCACCACGCUCCCGGCUGCACCCGGUGAAGGACCGAUCUCUGGACUCUGUGGACCGGCAGAGACAAGAAGCCCGCAAGAGGCUCUUGGAAGCCAAGCGGGCUGCCUCCUUCCGCCAGAGCUCAGCUACUGAGAGCGCGGACAGCAUCGAGAUCUACAUCCCAGAGGCCCAGACCAGACUGUGA
Messenger RNA from Ahaetulla prasina, 2895 nucleotides. RefSeq names its product DLG associated protein 3 (gene DLGAP3). Gene Ontology annotation, molecular function: molecular adaptor activity. NCBI's taxonomy places the organism in Eukaryota, Metazoa, Chordata, Lepidosauria, Squamata, Colubridae. The record is from RefSeq and is a predicted model, not a curated record. Bases 1 to 2895 code for a protein of 964 amino acids. The transcript has 10 exons. Gene Ontology annotation, biological process: signaling. Gene Ontology annotation, cellular component: postsynaptic specialization; glutamatergic synapse.